Molecule: messenger RNA, 820 nt
Organism: Dissoconium aciculare CBS 342.82
Lineage: Eukaryota; Fungi; Ascomycota; Dothideomycetes; Mycosphaerellales; Dissoconiaceae
Exons: 2
Coding region: 59-649 (196 amino acids)
Source: RefSeq, a predicted model, not a curated record
GUAGAAACGAAAACAUUCCAUCGUGGUGUUAUCGCUGUAUAAUCAUCAAUUUUCCGCCAUGGCUUCCGCUAUCGUGAUUCGCACACCUACCUUCUCGAAGGUCAGGACAUCAGCUGGCUUCGUAGCUCCCGACCUGCCGUUCCUUACUGAGAAAUGGCACGUCACGCACUCGACUCUUCCCAUGUGGAAGGAUAAGCGCAACGUUGCCAUCACUUACGAACCAAUCGCCUCUUCGAAUGCUGCCGACGCGCAGCGCAUCAACGAUCUGGUAUCAUACCAAGGUCUCGAGAGCACAAAAGUCAGCACCGUCAAGGGCGUCGACACGGCAGCUACCGCUGGCAGCUUGGGCGAAUGGAACUGGAGAGGGUCCGGCUGGCUCAAGCCCAUCACUAGCCACUGGGAGGUCAUUGGCUGGGGAACAGAGGAGGCCACUGCGAACAAAUGGGUCGUCACAAUCUUUGCGAAGACCCUGUUCACACCAGCGGGGAUUGACGUGUACUCGAAGGACCGAACAGGACUCUCUGCGGCGACUAUCGCUGACAUCAAGGCUGGUCUUGCGGGCACUGGAGAUGAAGACGUGAAGCAAAUGGCGGCGGAGCUGUUUGAGGUCGUUGUCAAUGACGAGUCCAAGACGACGAAAGAGCAGUGAUCGAAAGGCGAAUAUGAGAUUUUGCCGGAAGUAUACAUCACGCUCGACUUGAUGCUAGAUGCAUCACUAUCACAAUAAGCUAGAUCUGAGAUACCCAAACAUUAAUUGUACUGACGCGUUUCUGAAAUAUUAUGGCGAGCCCACGAAGCUCCUGAGAGAAGUCGAAACCUC